AUGCGCCAGACGGUUGAGUCGACAGCGGCAGAGCCACAGUGGCCUCCGCGAUCACCACACGAAGCUUUACUCGGCACGCCCGGCGGCCGCGAGAGGCUACGUCGCCUAGCUGAGCGAGGCUCACCGUCGCCUUCGCCGACCAAACUACGAGCAUCCAGGAAUACGGGCUCGAUUCGUACGAGGGACACAGACUUCGAGGACGAGAUCGGUGACCUGGACGACGAUGACGACGAGGAGACGCUACAGUUGAAAUUACAGGAAAUACAGGCCAGGCUCAAGUUGAAGAAGCUACAAAAGACGCAACGGAGGGCGGAUGCAAGUUCGGAUCUGGAGAACGAGUCUGUGCCUCGAGCCAAGUCAGCGACCGGAUCACACAGGUUCGAGGGAAGCCAGAGGCCGCAGCCGCAAACCCAACCACCCAUCGAAGUCCCCGCUUCACCCGUGAGGCGCACCCAGGCGACGAAUGAGAACAUUCAGAGGUCUCCUAGCAGAGUGCUGCUGGGAAUCGACAAAGGCCUGAAGGGCAAAGACGUCUCUUUGAAAAGGGCACCGAGCUCACGAAGGCCUCCGGACACGCGGGUCGGGCUAGAGUUGGAGGGAUCCAGGACACCGAGUUCGGGACGUGCGAGCAGUUCGCAGGAGAACCACAGGCCGCUCAGCUUCAGCGAGCGACUAGCCUCGGCGAGGUCAGAGGAGAUCAGCCGGAAAGACAAACAGGAGCGCAUCCAGAAGCUUCGAAGUACAGCCUUUGGCGUCGGGCAGAAUGAAACAGAGGAAUAUCGAGCCAAGGCAGUGGAACUUCCAAACGUUCCCAUGAAAGCGCCGUCAUACAGCCGAGAUGAGAUAUUGGGGGUUGGCAACAAGCCCAAGACCGGGGGUUACCUGCAACGCAGCAAAACGGCGCCUGACGUGAGGCACAGGCCAAUGAGCCAGGAACCUUCUUCAGAGGCCGAUAACCCUUUCCACUCGCAAUCAUUAGACGGGGAUAUGAACGGCCAAAAGGAGGGAGGCGAAGGAGAAGCAUCCUUUGAACCGUACUCCGGGCUGCACCUCUCCAAACGAAUUCUCCCUCACAACGUGGUCACGCGGCAGAUUGCGGGCAAGAAGACCUAUCUAGUCCAAGAUCUGUUGCGCCAGGUCAAGGCGCCCGACUUCUCGCUGCCUGACGUCGAGAGCGACAUCGUUGUGUUCGCCAUCGUAGCUGAGAAGUCCGAGCCCCAGUUCCACAAGCCUGUCGCUGACAGCGAGGGCAAGAAGAAAGUCAACCAACCCAGUGAGCGAAGCAAGUUCAUGGUUGUCACCCUCGCCGAUCUGGAGUACGAAAUCGGCCUGUACCUCUUCAGCACAGGCUUCACCCGCUUCUACAAGCUCCCCAUCGGCACCGUCGUCGCUAUCCUGAACCCGGAGAUCAUGCCGCCGCCGCGCGGGCGUGAGGACACUGGCAAGUUCUCGCUGGUCAUCAACUCCGACGGCGACACGAUCCUCGAGAUCGGCAACGCACGCGACAUGGGCUGGUGCGAGUCGGUCAGGCGCGACGGCAAGCGCUGCAACUCGUGGGUCAACACCAGGAAGACCAAGCACUGCGAGUUCCACACCAACGAGGCGCUGCGCCGGGCGCGCACCGCGCGCAACGAGGUCAACCAGCUCAGCUUCGGCUUCGGCAGCAAGUACAAGAAGUCCAAGGUCAUAGUGGACCUGGAGCCCGGCAGCCGGGAGCACAGGCUCUACAACGGUAAGCCGCCGCUCGAGGGCCACUACGACGCCGAGACGCAGAGCCGCUACUUCAUCGCCGGCUCGGGCGGCGCCAACCACGCGAGCUCGGCCAGCCUGAUCGACGGCGGCAUGGCGGACAGGGCCGAGCGGGAGGAGGGGCUGAAGCGCCGCAUCGCGGCCAAGGAGAAGGAGCGGGAGAUCGCGCGCAAGCUGGGCGAGAUGGGCGGCGGCGCGGGGAGGGAGUACAUGCGCCGCGGUGGCGGUGGCGGUGGCGGAGGAGGAGGCGAUCGCAUCCCCGCCUCGUCUUCAGCGUCGUCCAUGUCCAGCCUCCGGCCGCACGAGCCGCCGCCGCCGCCGCCGUCCUCGCAGCAGCGCGCCCUCGACGCCAAGGCGGCACUAGGUCUGCUCUCGCGGCCGCGCGACGCCCAGGUCCACCUCAGCCCCGUCAAGCGCAAGCGCUCCGAGUCGGCGCAGUCCGGCUCGACGGCCACUUCUGCUGCCGGCGGCCGGACGGGAGGCUUCGGCUGGGGCGGCAACCUCAAGGACAAGCUCGCGCGGAUGAAGGACGGGGAGAGCCUGCGGCCGAGCAGCGCGGCCUCGAGGGUCGCGACGACGACGGCGACGGGCGGCGCCGACGUCGGUGGCCAGCCGGUGCGCAAGAAGACGCGGUUCGUCACGGAGAAGGGCAUCCGCGAGGCGGGCAGGGAGAGCCUGGGCGGCGCGGAGCUUCCCCCGCCGCCGGGUGGUGGCAGUGGUGGGAGUGACAGCGCCGAGGAGAAGAAGAGGAAGAGAAGCAUGAUGGCGGCGAGGGCGGUGGCGCUGGACGAUGAUGAUGACGACGAGGACUUGUUAGUUAUUGUCUGA
Thyridium curvatum is the source of this 2577-nucleotide messenger RNA. RefSeq lists its product as uncharacterized. Gene Ontology annotation, biological process: DNA replication; DNA replication initiation. Gene Ontology annotation, cellular component: nucleus; replication fork protection complex. NCBI's taxonomy places the organism in Eukaryota, Fungi, Ascomycota, Sordariomycetes, Thyridiales, Thyridiaceae. Gene Ontology annotation, molecular function: single-stranded DNA binding; DNA replication origin binding. The record is from RefSeq and is a predicted model, not a curated record. The coding region runs from base 1 to 2577 and encodes 858 amino acids. The transcript has 2 exons.